Messenger RNA from Stegostoma tigrinum, 11426 nucleotides. It is a transcript of the gene itpr2, whose product is annotated as inositol 1,4,5-trisphosphate receptor, type 2. The coding region runs from base 281 to 8386 and encodes 2701 amino acids. Gene Ontology annotation, molecular function: inositol 1,4,5-trisphosphate-gated calcium channel activity; inositol 1,4,5 trisphosphate binding. Gene Ontology annotation, cellular component: endoplasmic reticulum; membrane. The record is from RefSeq and is a predicted model, not a curated record. The transcript is spliced from 57 exons. Lineage: Eukaryota; Metazoa; Chordata; Chondrichthyes; Orectolobiformes; Stegostomatidae. Gene Ontology annotation, biological process: calcium ion transmembrane transport.
ACAUUCCUCUACUCACUUCCGCGUUGCUGCUGUUGUCUCAUUUUUAUUUUUGCAAUGUGUGUGUAUGUGUUAUGAAUUUUUGUUUCUGCUCUGGACUGAGCUCAGAGAGAGUGUGUGAGUAAGUAAGUAUAAUUGUGUGUGGGAGAGAGUUUAAAGAGAGAGAGCCAAGUCCGACUGCAGCUGUCUUGUUCUCUGCUCUGUCCAGCCGUGGGGCUGGGAUCACAGUCCUCCAGCGUCCCUCUCUCUUCGACCCCUGGACUGGCCUCAGUAAGAUGAGAUAAUGGAGAAACUGUCCAGCUUCCUGCACAUUGGGGAUGUCGUGUCCCUAUAUGCCGAAGGGACUGUCAAUGGUUUCAUCAGCACACUGGGAUUAGUGGACGACAGAUGUGUGGUUCAGCCAGAAGCUGGAGAUCUGGCCAAUCCGCCAAAGAAAUUCCGAGACUGCCUUUUCAAAGUGUGCCCCAUGAACCGGUACUCCGCGCAGAAACAGUUCUGGAAAGCAAAGCAGUCGAAACAAGGCAAUACCGAAGCUGCACUGUUGGGAAAGUUACAGCAAGCAGCAGAACUGGAGCAGAAACAGAAUGAGAUAGAGAACAGGAAGCUGCUCGGGGAGGUGGUGAAGUAUAGCAAUGUUGUUCAGUUACUGCACAUAAAAAGCAACAAGUACCUCACGGUCAACAAGAGGUUACCAGCCCUCCUGGAAAAAAACGCAAUGCGAGUCUCCUUGGACAUUUCUGGCAAUGAGGGCUCCUGGUUCUACAUUCAGCCUUUUUGGAAACUGAGGAGUGAAGGUGAUAAUGUGGUUGUGGGAGAUAAAGUGGUUUUAAAUCCAGUCAAUGCUGGCCAGCCGCUGCAUGCCAGCAAUCAGGAAUUACUGGAUAACCCUGGCUGCAAGGAGGUGAAUGCAUUGAACUGCAACACAAGUUGGAAGAUUGCUCUGUUCAUGAAACAUAGUGAUUAUCGGGACGAUGCUCUUAAAGGGGGUGAUGUGGUGAGGCUGUUCCAUGCGGAACAGGAGAAGUUCCUCACCUGUGAUGAGUACAAGAAACAGCAACACAUCUUCUUGAGGACCACCCUGAGGCAGUCAGCUACCUCUGCAACCAGCUCCAAAGCACUGUGGGAGAUUGAGGUGGUGCACCAUGACCCAUGUCGGAGUGGAGCUGGACACUGGAACAGCCUGUUUAGGUUCAAGCAUUUAGCCACGGGGAAUUACUUGGCUGCAGAGGUGAAUCCGGACUAUCAGAACAAUCAACUGGAGUCAAAGGGAGUGAGUGACGGGGACGUGUUGCCAGCUAAAACCAAACGCCAGUUAGUGGAGAAGAUCAUGUACACACUGGUGUCGGUGCCUCACGGAAAUGAUAUUGCAUCACUCUUUGAACUCGAUACCACCACCCUCCAGAGAGCCGACUCCCUGGUCCCCAGGAACUCCUAUGUGAGGUUGAGACAUCUCUGCACGAAUACCUGGGUCACCAGCAGUAACAUCCCUAUCGACAUCGAUGAGGAACGGCCAGUCAUGUUGAAGAUCGGAACGUGCCCGACCAAGGAAGACAAGGAAGCGUUUGCGAUAGUCUCCGUGCCCCUCUCGGAAGUCCGAGACUUGGACUUUGCCAACGAUGCCAGCAAGGUGCUGUUUGCCACGGUCCAGAGGUUGGAGGACGGCACCAUUACUCAGAACGAAAGAAGGUUUGUGACAAAGCUGUUGGAAGAUUUGGUUUUCUUUGUCGCUCAUGUUCCUUGCAAUGGUCAAGAUGUCUUGGAUGUGGUUAUCACGAAACCAAAUCGGGAGAGACAGAAGUUAAUGAGGGAACAGAAUAUCUUGAAACAGAUCUUUGGGAUUUUGAAGGUCCCUUUCAUAGACAAAGGGGAAGGGCCAAUGUUGAGACUGGAAGACCUGGGAGAUCAGAGAUACGCUCCGUAUCGGUACAUAUUACGGCUCUGUUACAGAGUGCUUCGGCACUCUCAGCAGGAUUAUAGGAAGAAUCAGGAGUACAUUGCAAAGAUGUUUGGCAUCAUGCAGUCCCAGAUUGGAUAUGAUGUGUUAGCAGAGGACACCAUCACAGCCUUGCUUCACAACAACAGGAAGCUGCUGGAGAAGCACAUCACGGCGAAGGAGAUUGAAACUUUUGUCAACCUGCUGCGAAGGAACAGAGAGCCCAGGUUCUUGGAUUACUUGUCAGACCUUUGCGUGUCCAACAACAUUGCUAUCCCAGUCACUCAGGAACUGAUCUGCAAAUUCAUGUUGAAUGCUUCCAACGCUGACAUCCUCAUUCAAACCAAGCUGUUAUCAAACCGUGGGGAUUUGAGUAUUGAAAACUCCUUGCUUGAAGAUGAUGUUGAUGAGGAUGAGGUUUGGUUGUACUGGAUCGAUGGUGACAAGGAGCCUCACGGCAAAUCUAUACGGCAGCUGGCUCAGGAAGCAAAGGAGGGAAACAAGGAGGAUCAGGACGUGUUAACCUACUACAGGUACCAGCUGAACCUUUUUGCGCGAAUGUGCCUGGAUCGUCAGUAUCUCGCCAUCGACCAGAUCUCGACGCAGCUGGGAGUGGAUCUCAUCCUGCGCUGUAUGUCAGACGAGAGUCUCCCGUACGAUCUGCGGGCCUCUUUCUGCCGGCUGAUGCUGCACAUGCAUGUGGACCGCGACCCGCAGGAAUUGGUCACCCCGGUGAAAUACGCCAGGCUGUGGACCGAAAUCCCAACCAAGAUUACAAUUCAUGAGUACGACUCAGUGACAGACACCUCCCGUGAUGAUAAAAAAAACAAGUUUGCUCUUACCGUGGAUUUUGUGGAGGAGUACCUUAAGGAUGUCGUGACUCAGCCAUUCCCGUUCGGAGACAAGGAAAAGAACAAGCUCACUUUUGUGGUGGUGAAUUUAGCCCGGAACUUAAUCUACUUUGGGUUCUACAGCUUCAGGGAGCUUCUGAGGCUAACACGCACACUCCUGGCCAUCCUGGACUGUGUCCAGAAUCCUACGCCUUCAUACUUGGAAAGACUCAGCAAGUUUCAGGAUGGAGGGAACAACGUGAUGCGAACGAUCCACGGAGUGGGCGAGAUGGUGACUCAGAUGGUGCUGAGCCGAGGUUCCCUCCUGCCUGGGGUUCUGCCGGACAAUGCCGACGGCCAGGUCCACAGCGCUCCCGGGAAACAGCCGCACGCCAUGGACACCGAGGAUGUGACCGUCAUGGAUACCAAGCUGAAGAUCAUCGAGAUCCUGCAGUUCAUCCUCAGCGUCAGGCUGGACUAUCGCAUCUCCUACAUGCUGUCGAUCUACAAGAAAGAGUUUGGGGAGAACAAUUCCGUUGACUCCUCAGCGGGCUUAUUGACAGAAACCACAGUCCCAGACCUUGAGGGAAUUGGUGAGCAGGCUGAGACGAUGUUUGCAGGAAGCCAAGAGAAAAACCCAGUGGAGCUGGAUGACGAAGGAGGGAGAACGUUUCUGCGAGUGCUCAUACACCUGAUUAAACACGAUUAUCCCCCACUUGUGUCUGGUGCCUUACAGCUCCUCUUCAAACACUUCAGUCAGAGAGCAGAGCUCCUUCAGGCCUUCAAACAGGUGCAGUUGUUGGUUUCAUCUCAGGAUGUGGACAAUUACAAGCAAAUUAAAGCAGAUCUGGACUUGUUGCGGUUAACGGUGGAAAAAUCCGAACUGUGGGUGGAAAAGAGAGGAAGCUACGGCAGUAGUGAGACCCAGACUGAAGGAGCAGACGAUGUGAAAUCUGAGGAUCCCGGAAUUCUGAGCCCUGUGCAAGACGGCAACAAGAAACCGCAAAUUGACAUCAUCAGCAGCAAUAACUACCGGGUUGUGAGAGAGAUCUUGAUCCGGCUCAGUAAACUGUGUGUGCAGAGCAUGAGGCGGGGCAGGAGUCAACAGCAGCGUUUACUGAAGAACAUGGGAGCCCACACUGCGGUGUUAGAUCUUCUGCAAAUUCCAUACGAUAAGAUGGACAACAAAAUGAAUGAAAUCAUGACCUUGGCCCAUGGCUUUGUACAGAAUUUCUGUGCAGGCAAUCCACAGAAUCAGGUCCUGCUGCAUAAACAUCUGAGCUUGUUUCUUACACCUGGUCUGUUGGAGGCAGAAACCGUGCAACACAUUUUUCUGAACAACUAUCACCUCUGCAACGAAAUCAGCGAGAGGGUGGUCCAGCACUUUGUGCACUGCAUCGAGACGCAUGGUCGACACGUUCUGUAUUUGAAGUUCUUGCAGACCAUUGUUAAAGCAGAUGGAAAGUAUGUGAAGAAAUGUCAAGAUAUGGUCAUGACUGAGCUGGCCAAUGGGGGAGAGGACGUGUUGGUGUUUUACAACGAUCGUGCAUCGUUCCCUCACCUUCUGCAAAUGAUGGCGUCAGAACACGACCGGAGCGACGAAAAUGGAGCCCUGAACUACCACAUCACCCUGGUCGAGCUGCUCGCUGCCUGCACCGAGGGCAAGAAUGUGUACACGGAAAUUAAGUGCAAUUCCCUGCUCCCCUUGGAUGAUAUUGUGAGGGUGGUAACCCACGAGGACUGCAUCCCCGAGGUGAAAAGAGCCUACGUUAAUUUUGUGAAUCAUUGUUACGUGGAUACAGAAGUGGAGAUGAAAGAGAUUUACACCAGUAACCACAUUUGGAAACUCUUUGAGAAUUUUGUGGUCGAUAUGGUUCGGGUUUGCAACACCACAACAGACAGGAAACAUGCCGAUACUGCGUUGGAGAGAUAUGUGACAGAUACAGUCAUGAGUAUCAUCAGUGGUUUCUUCAGUUCCCCGUUCUCUGAUAACAGCACAAGUCUACAAACCCACCAGCCAAUAUUUAUUCAACUGCUGCAGUCUGCCUUUCGAAUUUACAACUGCACUUGGCCGACUCCAUCGCAGAAGUCUUCAGUGGAGUCUUGUAUUAAGACCUUGGCUGAAGUUGCUAAGAGCCGAGCGAUAGCGAUCCCUGUCGACUUGGACAGCCAAGUGAACACACUGUUUUUGAAGACCCACUCCAACAUGGUACAGAAGGCCGCCAUUGGUUGGCGAAUGUCUGCCCGCAGUGCGCCACGCUACAAAGACCCAAUCGGUGGAUCGCCCUUGGACUACAGGAAUAUUAUAGAGAAGUUACAGGAUAUAGUGUCCACCCUUGAGCAACAGUUCCAGCCCAUGGUGCAAGCUGAGUUUUCAUUGCUGGUUGAUGUCCUGCACCAUCCAGAGCUGCUUUUCCCAGAUGGAAGUGACGCUCAACUGGGAUGCGAAAGUGGAGACUUCAUGAGCAAACUGAUUAAUCAUUCCAAAAAGCUGAUGGAUAAAGAGGAGAAACUAUGCAUUAAAAUUCUUCAAACUUUGAGAGAAAUGCUCAAUCGGAAGGAUGACUUCGGAGAAAAGGGCACAGUUUUAAGAAAGAUCCUUCUGAAUCGCUACUUUGGGAACCUUCGGAGUGCCUAUAAAGGAGAUGGACACAGCGGCAGCAUUAAUCCCCCAUUAACAGCAGUUUACUCCAAGUCUACGCAGCCUGGAGGUGGCAGCUCAUUAGAUUCGGACAAGUGUAGGACCUCUGUGUUUGAGAUCCAGUGUCACCUUGACCAAGCUGGGGCCUCGGAGUUGGUCACUGACCUCAUCACCAACACCAAGAACUCCAGCAUCUUCGAAGAGAGCAUCAUGCUGGGCAUCGCAUUGCUCGAAGGAGGGAACACCCAGAUCCAGUUUUCAUUCCACCGGCAACUCAACAUGCUAAAGAAGUCAGAGAAGUUCUUCAAAGUUUUGUACGAUCGCAUGAAACUGGCCCAACAGGAAAUAAGGGCAACCGUCUGUGUUAACACCAAUGACCUGAGCUGUAAGAAGAGGGAGGACGAUUAUGAUGUUGUGACACCCAUCAACAGGAGAAGAGUGAAGGAUCCAUCAUACCACCUUAAGGAGGGAGUGAAAGGCCAGUUGGCAGAGGCCUCAGUUGCCACGUACAAAGCCUACUAUAUGUACAGAAGGGAGAUGGAUCCCGAGGCUGAUCUUCUGCCUGUAGGGAGUGAGGGCGUUGUGUCGGAGGAGAAGUCUAGCGAGGAAGAGGUCAUGAGCCCUGCGAUCGCUAUCAUGGAGCCUAUUCUCCGGUUCCUGCAGCUGCUCUGUGAGAACCAUAACACAGAACUACAGAAUUUUCUCCGGCACCAAAACAACAAAACCAAUUACAACUUGGUGUGUGAAACGCUGCAGUUUCUGGACUGUAUCUGUGGCAGCACCACAGGAGGACUUGGCUUGCUGGGGCUCUACAUUAAUGAGAAAAACGUCUCACUUGUGAACCAGACUUUGGAGACACUGACCGAGUAUUGCCAAGGACCAUGCCACGAGAAUCAGACUUGCAUCACCACCCAUGAAUGUAAUGGAAUUGAUAUCAUUAUUGCACUGAUCCUCAAUGACAUUAACCCUCUCAGCAAGUACCGAAUUGACCUUGUCUUACAGCUGAAGAACAAUGCUUCUAAACUUUUACUUGCCAUCAUGGAAAGCAGACACGACAGUGAAAAUGCAGAAAGAAUUCUCUAUAAUAUGCGACCAAAAGAACUGGUUGAUGUUAUAAAGAAUGCUUACAAUCAAGGUGAGGAGGUUGAUAAUGGCGAGACUUCAGAGGACUGUAUCUCACCAAAGGAUGUUGGCCAUAAUAUUUAUAUUUUAGCUCAUCAGCUUUCACAGCACAACAAGCUGCUACAACAGGAACUGAAGCUAUGUUCUAAGCCACAGGACAAAGGCAGUGAAUCCUUAACAUAUUACGCGAAUCACACCGCACAGAUUGAGAUAGUGCGACAUGACCGGACCAUGGAGAAGAUAGUCUUCCCUGUGCCCAGUAUCUGUGAAUAUCUCACAGACGAGUCCAAGACUAAGGUGUUUAACACCACGGAGCGAGACGAGCAGGGCAGCAAAGUCAAUGAUUUCUUUCAGCAAACCGAGGAUCUUUACAAUGAAAUGAUUUGGCAGAAGAAGAUUAAAAAUAACCCAGGCUUGUUUUGGUUCUCAAAGAACAUAUCGCUGUGGGGGACCAUUUCAUUCAAUUUUGCAGUAUUUAUAAACCUAGCUGUCGCACUUUUUUACCCCUUUGGGGAUGAUGGUGAUGAGGGUACCAUCUCUCCGCUGUUUAAUCUGCUGCUGUGGAUAGUGGUGUUUUUUUCCAUUGGUUUGCUUAUAGUCCUCCCAAAACCUCAUGGAAUAAGACUGUUUAUUGUAUUUGUAAUGUUCCGGUCUAUAUACUCACUUGGUCUCGGGCCAACUCUCAUACUCUUGGGUGCUCUAAAUCUGUGCAAUAAGAUCGUGUUCUUGGUGAGUUUUGUUGGAAAUCGUGGAACGUUCACCCGUGGUUAUAAGGCAGUGGUCUUGGAUGUAGAGUUUUUAUACCAUGUGACCUAUGUGGUGGUCUGCAUGCUUGGCCUCUUUGCUCACGAAUUCUUCUACAGUUUCCUGUUGUUUGACUUGGUCUACAGGGAAGAAACUUUACUCAAUGUCAUAAAGAGUGUCACGAGAAAUGGUCGGUCCAUUAUACUGACAGCAGUGCUGGCCCUGAUCCUUGUCUACCUGUUCUCCAUCGUGGGGUUCCUCUUCCUGCAAGAUGACUUCAUUAUGGAAGUGGACCGACUGGAGAAGAACAAAACACCUCUAACAGCACAGGAAAACCUCUACGGCCCACCCUUGAACAAGGAGGAGGAUGUGUGCCGGGAGAACUGCCCCAUGUUACCUAAUGCAGCAGGAGGCCAAGAGGAUGACACAAGUUCUGAACAGACCUGUGACACUCUGCUCAUGUGCAUUGUUACAGUAUUAAACCAGGGGUUGAGGAAUGGGGGUGGUGUUGGUGAUGUGCUGAGAAAACCAUCAAAGAAUGAGCCGUUGUUUGUCGCACGUGUUAUCUAUGAUCUUCUGUUUUUCUUCAUCGUCAUCAUCAUCGUCCUGAACUUGAUCUUUGGUGUUAUCAUCGACACGUUUGCUGACUUGAGGAGUGAGAAGCAGAAGAAAGAGGAGAUCCUCAAGACCACCUGUUUUAUUUGUGGACUUGAAAGAGACAAGUUCGAUAACAAGACAGUGUCCUUUGAGGAGCACAUCAAGGUCGAACACAAUAUGUGGUACUAUUUAUAUUUCAUAGUCUUAAUCAAAGUCAAGGAUCCGACUGAGUACACUGGACCUGAAAGUUAUGUUGCACAAAUGAUCAUGGAGAAAAACCUGGAUUGGUUCCCACGAAUGCGUGCCAUCUCUUUGGUCAGUAGCGAAGGUGAUAGUGAACAGAACGAAAUCCGAAGUUUGCAGGAUAAGUUGGAGUCAACUAUGAAUCUGGUGAUGCAGCUGUCCAACCAGCUGUCAGAACUGAAGGAACAGAUGACCGAGCAGCGAAAGAACAAGCAACGCCUGGGCUUUCUUGGGCCAAACACGUCUCAGCUGAACCAUCAAGUGGCUGCAGCACAUUGAGGGCCAAAGGAACUUUGAGUUCGGAACAUGAUUCUGCCAGAUUGCAUUGUGGGGGCAAACAAUGUUGCCGUUGAGGCUAACUCUCGAUUAGAAGAAAAGUGCCUGAAAUAACUGGAUUUGAAGCCAUUUGGAAAGUCCAACAUGGCUCCCCUUAAUAUCCAUCGCAGCGACGUUGUCCACAACUUCCAAACGUGGCCUUCCUACUGGUGUAUUCCUGCCAGCUUCCCUGGCAUUCCAAUUGUCUUCAUAAUCCUAAUCCACUUUCCCACACUUCACAUUCAUCAUCAAAACACUCGACGCUGUUGUCUCACUUCUAAUUGCAAGAUAGUGGAAUUAUUUUUUAUUUAUUAAUCCAAAACAGUCAGCCACAUUGCUGUGGGUCUGGAGUCACAUGUAGGCCAGACAGCAGAUUCCCUUCCCUAAAAGAACAUUAGUGAACCGUGAUGGAUUUUCCAGUAGAAUUUUUUUUUGGGCCAUUGUUAUCCUUUUUCUAAUUCCAGGUCUUUGAGUUCUGAUUCAACCAGCUGCCACGUGGAUUUGAACCUGGGUCCCCAGCUUACCAGUCCUGUGAUAAUACCACUAUACCAUUUAUUCAUUUUUGGGAUGCGGGCGUUGCCAGCAUUUCUUUCGCAUUCCCAUUAAGGAAGUGGAGUGGACAUCUUUGCUAAUCCUUUGUGUGGCAGUGGUAGGAUUGCGAAAGAAUGUGAAGGAUUUUGACCCAGUAAUGAUGAAUGAACGGUAAUAUAUGACCAAGCCAUGACAAAUAUGAGAACUUUGGGGGAGGGGAACAUUGAGGUGACCUUGCCCUUAGUUGGUGGUACAGAUCAUGGGUUUUGGCAGUGCUGAUAUAAAAGCUUUGGCAAGAUGAUGCAGUGCAUUCUGUAUGUGGUAGGAAAUAUACUCCUGAUGCAUGGUACUGAAAGAUUAAGCUAAAAGUUGAGGUGCCAUUCAUCCUUGCUCUGUAUUGGAAGGUAUUCAGCUUCUUGAGUGUUGCUGCUCUUACUGUCAUCCAGUCAAGUAGAAAGAAUGCCAUCAUAAACCUUACCCUGUACCUCCUCAGUGAUGCAGUUGGUUUAGGGAGUUGUCAGGUUAUCUGUUUACCAACAAAUUUCCAGCCUCUGACUUGGUGUAGUAGCCAUGGCAUUCAUAUAAUUGGCCAGUUGAAUCUCAGGUUCAUAGUGACUACCCAAAUGUCGAUGGUGGGGGGAUUUGAUGGUAGUGAUGCCAUUGAAUAUCAAGGGGUGAUUGUUAGAUUCUGUCUUAUUGGAGAUGGUCAUUGCAUUGCCCUGGGGUGGUACUAAUGUUAUGUACUGAUUACCCUGCCAAACCUGAGAGCUGCCAGGGUCAUGCUGCAUAUCUAUAUAGGUGUUUCAGUAUCUGAGGGGUUGUAAGUGGUACUGAAUAUUAUGCGAUCAUCAAUAAAAGAGUUCUUAGUGAAUUAAUUGAAAACGGAUGAAUCUAGAGGAACUCCUGCAGCAGUAUUCUACAGCUGACAUGAUUGACCUCCAACUACCAUUACUGUCUUCCUUUGUACCAGGUAUGACCCUAACCAACAGAGAGUUUGUCCCCUGAAUCCCAUUGACUCCAGUUUUGCUGGGGCUCCUUGAUGCCACACUCAGUCAAAUGCAGCCUUUAUGUUAAGGGCUAUCACUAUCAUCUCACUUCUGGAAUUCAGCUAUUUUUUCCAUGUUUGGACCAAGACUGUCUCAAAAUUAGGAGCCAAGUAGUCCUGUCAGAUUCCUUCUAUCAAUAUCUGCCAGAGGAGAAUUACUUUUGAACAUCUGCCAGAGGAGUAUUCCCUGGGUAUUUCACAAAUUUUGGUGGUGUUAGCUUCUUGCUUGCCAUCGAUCUCAUGUACCAUCAUAGGAUCAGUACACACUAUUGUCAUAGUUGUUCUGGUGAGCAGCUUGGAGGGGAACUUGCAGGGUUUGGUGUUCCCGUGUAUCUGUUGCCUUUGUCUUACUAAAUGAAAGUGAUUGUACACCAGCCGUGGAGGGUGAGUGUUGAAGGUGGGGCAUUUGAUAGGAAAUGAAUUAGUCCUGGACGGUGUCAAGCUUCUUGAGUGUUGUUGGCAUUGCACUUAUGCAGACAAAUGGAAAGUUUUUCAUCAGACUCAGUUGUGCCUUAUAGAUUUUAGGGAGUCAGGAGGUGAAUUACUUCCUGCAGAAUUCCUAGCCCCCACCCCGGUCAAAGUGUGAUUUCACAUUGUGUUUGUUGGAAAAGUUGAGUGUAAGCAGCCAUCAAGGUCCCGUAGCCAACUUGUGAACUUCUAGUUCCUCCUCCGUAUGGCGCAUCCUGUAAUUAAUUGUGAGACAACACUGAGUAUUUUGGCCAGAAUGAAUGGAAGCUAUGCACCAGUCACAUGUUGCCAAGUAUUUGAUUCCUGGGGCAAUUGGAACAAAACAAAAUGAGUAAUUUCAACCAAUGUGUGAUUUCACAUGAUGUAUGUUUGAACUGUGGUGGAAAGCCUAUAUUGCGAAAUAAAAUGAUUCAAUUCAAAAGGAGAGGGAGGCAAGUCAAAGCAAUAACAAGGAAUACUUCAUACUCUGGGAUUGAAGAAAGUAUCCAGUUUGGGAUUAUCCAGAACGCUGGGAAUUACACUGCCAAGUUCCCAGCCACACAUCUCGACUAAAGUCACUUUUGUUCUCUUAAAACCAAUUUGAAUGUAUCUAACCUUUUGAAAUUGUUAAACUUGCAAAGGUACUAGAGUUUAAAAAAAAAUUUUAUGCUCUGAACCAAUUGUACUACAAAGGGUGUAUGACAUUUAAAGGUUGAAUUUUGUAUAUUAAUGGUGGCAUUCACUGAGAUAUUUUGCUGCACCAAGAAGCGAAAAUGGUUUGAUUUUCUUUUUUUUAAAUGUGAUAUUUAUAUAGUUUUAAUUUGAAUAUCUUGCAUGAACUGCAAAAUAGUGGCAAGGCAAUGCAAAUCUCCAUUUAAAUCUUAAUUUGUCAGUCUUUCUAACUGGCUUUUAUUUGUAUGCCCUUUUAAAAAGAGGGGAAGUCUCAACUGGUCAUGACUGGAUGAUGUGUUUAUAUCUUAA